Danaus chrysippus (African queen) is the source of this 519-nucleotide messenger RNA. Lineage: Eukaryota; Metazoa; Arthropoda; Insecta; Lepidoptera; Nymphalidae. The record is from the annotation of a GenBank genome assembly.
AUGGCUAAUUAUAUUGGUAUUAUGGAGGCUGAUGUGGACGGGCUGGUGACACCACACCACACCACACCACAGCGCAGCAAAGACAUUCCGUCGUUCAGCCGAACUUUCCCGGCGUAUUUCGCGGCGAGUGUUUCGCGCCACGCGUUCAAAACACAGGACGCGUCGAGCGCGUCUGCUGCGGGCUGCCCGCUGCGACCUGUCACUGCCAUCCGUCAACAUGGGGCGGACCGAGGGUCGGGCCUCGAACGACUUCGGCUAACUUCGGAACGCUCGUUCCCGCAGACGCAAGGUGAUCUGAGUCACAGUGAUAUUUGCAUUUACGACUACCAGCAUAAUAGAGGCCUGAGAAAGAAACUCAUAGGGCUGAGUCGGCUCACGUGUGAAGAUGAACAGCAUCACGACAGAGAUGAUCACGUGGUCAUGGAAACAUUCGCCGACCAGAAAUAUCUGAGCGUGUCGUGUCACAUAAUAUAUAAUGAACUAAUUAAUAAUAAAUCACUUGUCCUGGAUUACACGUGA